Messenger RNA from Stylophora pistillata, 2971 nucleotides. RefSeq lists its product as uncharacterized. The record is from RefSeq and is a predicted model, not a curated record. NCBI's taxonomy places the organism in Eukaryota, Metazoa, Cnidaria, Anthozoa, Scleractinia, Pocilloporidae.
CAGUCGUUCGUGAAACAAACCUAACGUACGUCAGAAUCGUGUUCUGGGAAUUUUCUGCCCUGAAAAGCCGUGGAACAGUGGAGAUAAUUGGUUUCUUCCGGAAUUUUUGUCUUUGGUUCCGGGUACUCAACACUGUUAGGAUAUGCUUGAGUUUCAACCGUGUAUAAACGCUACAAAAGCGGACAGAAGCUCCCACUCACUUUCAUCGAUCGGAACAACACAAACAGCUUGGAAACAAAUAUUGUAGAUAAACAGUGUUCAAAAUCCCAGCUACCAGAAGGCAGACAAGUUGGCUAUAUACAAAGUGCAGCCAAGGAAUUAAACUGGUGGGAAUAGUAACCUGGUGGAGGGCUUGCCCCCUUAAGUAGCAAUUUGGUUCUUAUUGUUGGUGUAGUGUCUCUAAUGAGAACUUGCUGUAUUUUGUUUAGAAAUGGGACCAGAGGAUAGGCAACAAUUGGAUGUGACUCCAUCCUUGAAAGCAAAAUUGUUGAAGCUUUUAGAGUCACGAAAACUUCCUUUGGAGGAACUAGCAAUUGUUUUGUAUAUGCGUGAUACUCCUUUUGCAUCGGUUUGUGAGCUUGUUAGCGAUUAUGAAGGGAAAUUCCAGGCAUUGUCAUUGGACAUGUGGAAGUUAAUUUUUAAAAAGCUUCAAUUGUCCAAGGAACUUGAAGAUCUGUUGGCUGUUCAUCAAAGGGAAAUGAUGGUUGAUCCUACAGCUAUGGAUGAAUUAGAUUGCAGUGGGUCACUAACAGCAGAGAGGUCACUGCAGAGAAACCUACACCCUAGUCAGCGCUUAAACGAACCAAUAAAUGUUCGUUUACAAGAUCCUUUGUUAAAGUUCCCAGUGGUUGAGGAAAGUGCUAGAAAACAUGAAGGAGCAAUUCCAAAAACUAAACAGUGGCAGCCUGAUCUUCAAAGCACUGUUAGGCGUGAUGUUAAGGAGGAAAUGUUGAUGGGUCCUCUUGGUAGUCAGUCUAAUUUAAAUCUACCUUCCAUAACACGGAGAGAGUUUAGUGAUGAAUGUGCUCAAUCUAGUCUCCACCCUCCAGAGUCAAGUGAAAGUGCUGUGGGGAAUGUUGAUGGUUGUAAAAGAGGAUACGAAAGUCAAGAUACUGGGUUCUUCUCUGGAGAAGGCAACUCUUACACCCAGAUGUCAUCAUUAUCCACUACUCUAGAGCGCACACCUGUCUUACCUGCUUCUACUCCUGUAGUUGGAAAAACUGAACAUCACAGUCAGGUGCUGAAAAGUGUCUCAGCUAGACCAACUACUCCUGAAGGAGCAACAACUGAUAGAAACUCCCCUUCAGUAGUAACAGGAUGUCACAACAACAGGCCAAUAAACCUGAAUGACCUAGUAGAAGUGGAUAAUGUCCCAGAGAAUGGCGAAGAAACUGGGAGGCCUGUGGAACAUUAUGACGCCAGGGAAAAUAAGGAAGAAUUACUGCAGAAACUAAGAGAAAUGGAGUCAGUUUGUAAUACUCUCCGAGAAGAUCUGUUCCGGUGUAGGCAAACUUUUAGGGAAUCCAGGCCACCGUGUGCCUAUUUACAAGCUAAAAAUGAUCGUUUGCAGGUGGAAAAUGAAGAGCUGAGGAGGCAGUUGGAAGAAAACGAACAGUUUACCAAUACAGCGAUUGAGGAAAAUCGCCGGUUGUGUUUGCUGGCGGCAGGGUCGCUGUUUGAGGCAAGGAGAGCAGACGAUGUUGCUUCAGGAGGAAGAAGAGCAGUCGUAGAGUUGGACCAUACGUCGGAUAGCGGUGAGGAGGUUGAACCAGACAUUGAUGAGCAGCCAGGACCAUUUCCCCAAGAGUCAGACUCUGAUGAUUCAGUCUAUGAGGAUGCAUUGGAGUAUUUUGCGUUGCCACUUGAAGUUGACAUGCCACUUGAAGUUGACAUGCCACUUGAAGUUGACAUGCCACUUGAAGUUGACAUGUUGCAGGAAAUUGAAAGACUGAGAAGGUGUUUCGACGUUUUAGGCUUAAUUUUUUGUUUUUUGUUUAAUGAACUGUUUUAAGUGUAUAUCUUGUAGCAUAUCCCUUGGUCGCAGUGUUUUUAAAUUAGAAUAUUUACAAAUAAUUUGUCAUGAUUAAUUAUAUUUCCCACUAGAUUGUACAUUAUUGAUGUCAGUGUCUAGAUGCUGAGGUUUUUUAGAUGACUAUGUAACUCUCAGAAUAGAAGGUCUUUCAAAGCACUUGUAUAGAAUUUCGUACAAACUAAUUCGAUGAAUUCGUUUGAUUAUCACGAAUUUAUGACUAAACUCUUCAAAGCGCGCGCGAUAUAUGUUAGAUGUAAAAUUUUUACCGAAAAGCUGAGGUUUUUCAGUGCCUCGUUCUGACUUCCCCUGGCCACGAAACAAAUCAGAGUAGUAGGUGUGGUCAGACGUAAAAGUUAUUUAAGAACUAGUAUUGAAAUUUAUCUUUAUUAGUUCACGUUUUCUGACAAAUUCGUAAGUAACUUUUUAAUUUUUCUACCCAAAAUGUGGUUAAAAAUGGGAUGUUAUUUUAAUGUGCUAAUGAGAGAAAUUAGAGAAACAAAUGGUAGUAUUUAAAGUAUUUAAGACAUGAUAUGCAGUCGAGUGUCUACGGAGCCAGAAAAAUUUCAUAGGUAAGUUUCCUUUAUUCAUUCUGUUCAUUGUGAACGUUACUCUCUCUACUAUACUCAUUGACGGAAAAUGAUAAGAUACGAUUGAUAUAGGGCCCAUUAGGAAGUUCACUGACAGGAAAUGGAAACGUUUGGUUGACUCGACGUCCUUAACUCUGUAAAAGUUUUGGCCAAGACACACAAGUGCAUACCAAAAAAUUAUCAUGUUAUUCUUACAUAAGGUAUAAGGUUAAUAUAAUUAUGUCCUAGUUGAGGACAAAAAAAACUCAAGCAGUUAUUUUGCAGAGGUGAUGUUUAAAACAUAUAAAAAAAAUUUUUAUCUGAUAUCUUUGUUAUUCUGUAGAUGUGAUGUUUAAAACAUUAAAAAUAUUUU